AUUUUUUGACCUAAUUUUAUCCUCAAACAUGAUGAUCUCCGCUUUUUCAAAAAAGAAAAUGAGAACCUCCUCUACGUCGCAGAUGAAAGACGAAGAGGCAAGAAACUGGGCGGAUCUUCCGUCGGAGUUGACGUAUUUGAUCCUGAUCCGUCUUAGCGGGAUUGAUAUACUGGACAACGCUCAGAAGGUGUGCAGGCAGUGGCUACGCGUAUGUAAAGACCCUUCGAUGUGGCGGAAAAUCGACAUGAGAAGCCGGAUCAGAAACGAGAGAAUGCUCGACCGCUUAGCUAGCAUGUGCCGUCACGCCGUUGAUCGCAGCCAGGGUGGUUUGGUCGAAAUCCACCUUGGGAACUUCGUCAACAAUGAUCUCCUCGACUACAUCGCAGAUAGAUCAAGGAAUCUGAGAAGUCUUGGACUUGGAAUGUGCUUUCCAAGGGCGACGAACCCAGGACUUGUGGACACAAUCGCAAAACUUCCAUUGCUUGAAACCCUCGAGGUCUCACACUCAUGUUUAAUUCUGGAUUUCAAAGCUAUAGGUCAGGCUUGCCCACAGCUAAAGACAUUCAAGUUAAACUCCUCAGGGCAUUUCUGGAACUCUCGCAACUUUCGCAACUCUCGCAAUGAUGAUUAUUAUGCCCUAGAAAUCGCUGAAAGCAUGCCAGAACUACGCCACCUCUACCUUUAUGGGAACAAACUAAGUGACAUAGGCUUGAACGCCAUUCUUAACGGUUGUCCUCACCUGGAACACCUCGAGUUACAUAAGUGUUUCAAGCUUAAACUUGUCGGAGAUCUGGAGAAGCGAUCCGUUUUCAUUUGUUUCUCCUUGGCCACCGUCUUCUUGUCUUUACCUCCGGCGAUGGAGGACGGAGAUUAUAGAAACUGGGCUGAGCUUCCAGCAGAACUGACGUCAUCGGUUCUUCUCCGGCUUGGCGUGGUUGAGAUACUCGAAAAUGCUCAGAAAGUGUGCAGAUCGUGGCGUCGCGUCUGUAAAGACCCUUCGAUGUGGCGGAAGAUUGUCAUAGACAACAGCGGAAAUAGGGAUAUCUUCAAGUACGACCUCGAGUCCAUGUGCCGUCACGCCGUUGAUCGUAGCCAGGGCGGUUUGCUUGAGAUCGAUAUUGAGUACUUUGGUACUGAUAAACUCCUCGAUUACAUCGCCGAUAGUUCAAGUAAUCUGAGAAGCCUUAGACUUGUAAGAUGCCAUCAAAUAACAGAUAAGGGAGUUGCCGAAGCAGUUGUAAAACUUCCAUUGCUUGAAGACCUCGAGGUUUCAUACUGCUCAUUUUCAGGAGAGUGUCUGAGUGUUGUAGGCCAGUCUUGUCCACAUCUGAAGACAUUGAAGCUAAACCGCCGACCUCGCGUCGAGUUUGUAAUAAAUAUGCGUGAUCAUAAUGCCAUAGCAAUUGCAGAAAGCAUGCCUGAGUUACGCCACCUUCAGCUUUUAGGGAACGCACUAACUAACACUGGCUUGAAAGCCAUUCUUGACAGUUGUACUCACCUGGACCAUCUUGAUUUACGCCAGUGUUACAAUAUUAACCUUGUCGAAGAUUUCAUGAACCAAUGUGUUGAAAGGAUCAAAUAUUUGAGAUGCCCCAAUGACUCAAUCGCUGCUUGCUCAACCGAAACCAGCUUUCUUGAUAUCGAUUCAGAUGAUGGCUUUCCCUAUAUGUAUCAGGGACUAUCGUUGGGAGUAGAUAUUGAUUUUUUUCUUAACAAUGCAGAGACAGGUUGUCUUUGCCGUGCUUGUCAAGUUCAGUGGCAAGUGGUUGUGACUUAUGAACUCGUCCAAACUGCUUCCUCCUCUUGGUCAUCGACGUCUACUUCCGUUUCUUCGCUGGUGAAAGAUGAAGAGGUGAGAAAUUGGGCAGAACUUCCACCGGAACUGACAUCGUCGAUCCUUGGCCGGCUUGGCACGAUUGAUAUACUGGAAAAUGCUCAAAAAGUGUGCAGAUCGUGGCGUCGCGUUUGUAAAGACCCCUCGAUGUGGCGGAAGAUUGACAUGGACAACCUCGGAGACUUGGGAGCCAUGGAGUACGAUCUUGAGAUCAUGUGUCGUCAUGCAGUGGAUCGUAGCCAGGGCGGCUUGGUUGAGAUUGACAUUUGGUACUUUGGUACUGAUGAGCUCCUCAAUUACAUUGCCGACAGGUCGAGUAAUCUGAGAACCCUUAGACUUAUAAUGUGCUAUCCAAUAGCAGACGAGGGAUUUAUCGAAGCAGUUGUGAAGCUUCCAUUGAUUGAAUACCUCGAGCUUUCACACUGCUCCUUGUCAGGAGAGUCUCUGAAAGUUGUAGGUCAGUCUUGUCCAAAUCUGAAGACAUUGAAGCUAAACUCUGAGCCUGACCCCAAAUUUAAUGAUGAUGAGUUUAAUAAUGAAGAAGCUCUAGCAAUCGCAGAAAGCAUGCCAGAACUACGCCACCUCCAGCUGUUUGGGAACAUACUAACCAAUGUGGGUUUGAACGCCAUUCUUGACGGUUGUCCUCACCUGGAACACCUUGAUCUACGCAAGUGUUCCAACGUUGACUUUACCGGGGAUCUAGAGAAGCGAUGUAUUGAGAGGAUCAAAGAUUUGAAACGCCCCAACGACUCAACCGCUGGUCACCCAUAUGAGAACAUGUUUCUUUUGUUGGUCAUGUCUCCUCUUUUCUCUAUGAUGCCUGCUUCAAAAAUGUCUUCCUCCUCCUCCUCCUCCUCCUCCUCCUCCUCCUUUUCUUGUACGUCGUUGUCUACUUUCGUGCCUCCGCUGAUGAAAGACGAAGAGCCAAGAAACUGGGCGGAUCUUCCGUCGGAGUUGACGUCUUCGAUCCUGAUCCGUCUUAGCGUGACUGAUAUUCUGGACAACGCUCAGAAGGUGUGCAGACCGUGGCGACGCGUCUGUAAAGACCCUUCGAUGUGGCGGAAAAUCGACAUGAGUAGCCUGAUGAAAAACUAUGGAAUUCUCGACUGCUUAGCUAGCAUGUGCCGUCACGCCGUUGAUCGCAGCCAGGGUGGUUUGGUCGAAAUCCACCUUGGGAACUUCGUCAACAAUGAUCUCCUCGACUACAUCGCAGAUAGAUCAAGUAAUCUGAAAAGUCUUGGAUUUCCAGUCUAUUACCCAAGGACGACGAACAAAGGACUUGUGAACGCAAUCGCAAAACUUUCAUUGCUUGAAACCCUCGAGUUUUUCCAAUCAUCGUUUGAACUGGAUUUGAAAGCUAUAGGCAACGCUUGCCCACAGCUAAAGACAUUGAAGCUAAACUCCUCAGGGUCAAGUUAUGAUGAUGUUUAUGCCCUAGCAAUCGCUGAAAGCAUGCCCAAACUACGCCACCUCCAGCUUCUUGGGGACAGACUAACCAACAUAGGCUUGAACGCCAUUCUUGACAGUUGUCCUCACCUGGAACACCUUGAUUUACGCAAAUGUUUUAACAUUGCCCUUGUCCGGAAUCUUGAGAAGAAAUGUUUGGAGAGGAUCAAAGAGUUGAGACGCCCGGACGACUCAACCGCUGAUUACCCAUAUGCUAUCACUUUUGUCGAUUCUGAUUCAGAUGAUGACUACUACCACUAUUCAGAUAAUGACUACUACCACUAUUCAGAUAAUGACUACUACUACUAUUCAGAUAGAUAUUGAAUCUCUCUGAACGAUACAGAGAACAUGUUGCUUUUGUUGGUCUUGUCAACUUAUGAACUCCUUCCUCUCUUUUCUCUAUGUAGUUUCAGUGUCCUUUUGAACUUUAAAAAAUGCAUUGAGUGCGU
Arabidopsis arenosa is the source of this 3729-nucleotide messenger RNA. The record is from the annotation of a GenBank genome assembly. Lineage: Eukaryota; Viridiplantae; Streptophyta; Magnoliopsida; Brassicales; Brassicaceae.